AUGCUUCGGGCGUUCAUCAGUGCCGUGGUGGGUGCCUUUGGGCCAGCCACUUGGAUGGUCGUACUGUGCGUCAUCCUAUGGACUUCUGUUAGCCGCGCCCACAACAAUCCCGUGAGCGGUGGUGCUGCCGGGACGUCGACCCUGACGGACCUACGGGGGGCUGUGACGGCCGGCGAGUUGCUGUUAAUAGAGGCCGCCGCCGCAUUGGAGUCUGCUGCAUCUGCAACUGGCGCCGCUCCGGCUGUGAGGGUCGCCUUUCCCACCCUCGCCCCCGAAGAUCUAAAAGUCGACCGCAUUUUCGUGAAUAACUGGCAACGUGCUGCAGGAAAGGCCAGCAAACAAAGCAGCGCCAUCAUGGAAGAGUUCUUCAGGGAGGGUGCCGGGUCCAAAUUAGGACCGGAGCUUCAUUUGCUCCAGCGCAUGGUGCGCGCGUUGUCGGAUCUCCUACAGGAACUCCAGCAGCAAUCCUCUCGCUUCCAGAAAGACAUCAGUACCGUUGACCUUUCCGUUCUGAAACACUCGCUUCAAGGGGGAGAGACCAACGAGAACCCUGUCCAUUUCUUUGGACAAGGCAUCAUGAGACUCAACGCGCACUUCGAUUGCAAGGCUGCCAACCCAUCCUCGGCGAGCUGCGAGAAUGGCAACGAGGCCAUCUCCCCUGACGACCCCGAGGCCGCAUUAUUCAUCCGGAAUCUGCACUCGGCCCACGCCGCGGAGAGCAUGAUGCAUGGUUCAUUCCGGAAUGCCAAGGUGAGGCUCGAUAUUGAGAGACCAAGGCCCAGAACGCGGAAGCCAAAACCGGAACGGGGACGAGGCAGAAGCGGAACAAGGGCAAAGACGGGAGAGGGCGAGGCUCGUCCCAACACCCAGAAUACAAGCUCUGUCAUGUACCCCGCCACUCCAGGUCAUCCUCGUGGCCGUAGCCGUCGCCGUCGCAGUGGUCUCCAAGAUGAUGCCGCCGCUGCACCCGAGCUCAGCAGCGGCCAAGAACCUCGAGGGCAUGCCGAAACCCAGGGCAACAACCGGGAUACCACCGGGCCGUGCAACGGCCGGCAGCGUGCUGCUUUUUUCGGCAUGUCUCCUGCUGCCCUCCUAUCCAUUCUGUUCGCCGUUCUCUACGCUAGCUUCUUGCUCGGCCCCGCCCCCAGCCCCAUCUCGGGGCUAAGCCCAGACAAGGUGGUGAUCAGGGCGGCUACCUCUCCAGCCGACGACCUGGCCAUGGUUUCUGAGCUCUACGCCAACGCGUCCACCGCCAUCAACAUUCCUCACCACAACCUCAACGUCACCCUCGCGCUCGACGCCCCCGGCCUCAUUCGGGUCAACGCCACCUCUCGGCUCCCCGAAACAACGCUCUACUUUGAGCGCAACUUGUCGAAGUAUCAGAUGAGCCGCGAGGAGGGGAAACGCUUACCGGCCGAAUACGCACCCUUCAUAGUUGAUUCUUUGAACACCACCAUCACGCUGGAAAUGGCGAAUACUUUGUGGCCGGUGGUCAUCCACGCGGCCACAGAUCUGCUGACCGCCGGACUGGGCCCUGAGCACCCGGAAUACCCAGCGUUGAGGGCCCCCUUGAACGACGAAAUCAAGAACCGCUGCUCAGAACGCUCUGGCCGAGGGAGUGAGAGACCGGGUCAGAGGGACCGUCGCGGAGCGGGGGGGAUUUCGCUGCUUGAGCGCAUAUCCGGCUACAUCUCCAACCAUAGCCUCGUGCGCCGCAUGGAAACGCUCGAUCGCGCUCUCCACACCCUUCACUCUCUCCGCCUGGGGCUGAGGCCGCAGACAUGGAUGCUGGCCAACUUGGCCUCGAACAUGCUGCGCGCCUGCGUGCUCCAGGACGAGUUGCGGCAGCGUGUUCGCGCCCUCCAUCGCAGCCAGUCUGCAUGGUGGGAUCUCGAGUGGGACGAUGCCCGGGAAAACGUGAACUUGACCUUGCUACCUUUCUCCCGGCCAACGAAACCGCCAGGCAACUUCGCGUGGCGAUGCAAAGAUUAA
Chaetomium globosum CBS 148.51 is the source of this 1992-nucleotide messenger RNA. RefSeq lists its product as uncharacterized. The record is from RefSeq and is a predicted model, not a curated record. The coding region runs from base 1 to 1992 and encodes 663 amino acids. The transcript is spliced from 6 exons. Lineage: Eukaryota; Fungi; Ascomycota; Sordariomycetes; Sordariales; Chaetomiaceae.